AUGGGUCAAUGGGCCCCGUCAAGCGAGCAUGGACAGAAAGACGGAUGGUCGUCCAGGGAGAGUGGGUCAGUAGGCCCGGUCAAGCUAGCAUGGAAAGAAAGACGGAUAGUCGUCAAGGGAGAGUGGGUCAGUAGGCCCGGUCAAGCUAGCAUGGAAAGAAAGACGGAUGGUCGUCAAGGGAGAGUGGGCCCGGUCAAGCUAGUAUGGACAGAAAGACGGACGGUCGUCCAGGGAAGUGUUGGCCCGGUCAAGCGAGCAUGGACAGAAAGACGGAUGGUCGUCAAGGGAGAGUCUGUCAUGGUACACACUACUGUUAGACGAACGGCGUCUGCUGACAGUGGGCUGUCCAUGAAACGGCUGCCAGGUUCUGCCAUAGCCAAAAAUGAGAUUAUAAAACUCACCCUUAUCCCCAUUUUAUUUCUAACAGCUAGUCAUACAAAGACCAAGAAUACAGAAAUAACCGAAUGGAUAUGGUUCGAUGGCAGUUACUCCAAAGACCAAGUAAGCCUCCUACCCAAUAAAACAACAAACAGGGCUUAUCCUGGUGCUCGCUACUAUACCACUUCAUGGACUAACUAUGAUGGCAAUAUCUGGCUAUUUGGUGGUACUGGAUUCGAAAGGAAAAGCGAUAGCGCUUCUCAGUUGAAUUCCUUAUGGCACUAUUCUGCAACAACUGGAAAUUGGGAAGUAUACCUUGGUGAUCGUUCGAAAAAUACACCUAAACCACGUAGUCGAGCUGCAUCGUGCGGAAUACAUAAUAAACUUUUUGUAAUUUUUGGUGGAUUUUCUGGCCAAAUGAAGGCUUUAGAUGAUUUAUGGCUAUUUAGUAUACAAGAUAAAAAUUGGACUAAAAUUGAACAACGUCCCAAGUCCUAUCCCAAAGCGCGCUCAAAUGCUGCUUAUUGGUGCUAUAAUGGUGUCAUGUGGGUAUAUGGUGGAAGAAAUACCAUCGGUGAAGCAUUUGACGACUUUUGGAAACUCGAUUUAUUAACAUUAACAUGGAAAAAGUUGUCCAUUAAGAAUCAUCAAACACCAGGUAGUCGGUAUGGAGUCAUAACCUGGACUGUUUUAGACAAUCUCUACUUAUAUGGUGGCCAUACAGGUUCAAAUUUUGAAGGACAUGCACAUCUAUUACGUGGUAUGUCAUCCGAUCUUUGGGCAUUUUCUGUUAAAAGUCAAAAUUGGAUUAAACUGGCCGGUAGUAAAGGGAUUAAAAGUGCUCAGCAUGGUGCAAUUCAUGUAGCUAAUAAAAAAAAUGCCCCUGGUUGCUUAGCAGACGCUGCAUCAUGGACUGACAACAAAGGUAAUUUAUGGAUGUAUGGUGGUGCUGGCUGUGGAUCAUACGUUGCAUCAACGGAUAGACUAUAUGAACCAGCCAAAUUACUUUCCAAUAUUUGGCAAUAUAAAGUCAACGACGAUGUAUGGAUAUGGCACGGGAAUAAUACAAAUAAACAUGGUAUUGCAAGCUAUGGUCAAAAGGGCCAGCCUAGUGCUAGGAACUUUCCAAGUAUUCGAGCUGGUGCUGCAGCUUGGAGUUUCAAUGGAACUGCCAAUCUAUUUGGCGGUAUCGGUCACGAUCGAGAUGGAAAGGACGGUUACCUUAAUGACAUGUGGCUUUAUGGCAUAAAAGAGUCUGCCGAUGAUACGUUAUUACACUGGAAGUAUCCUUUUAAAGUACCUACAUCGAUGUAUAAUUCCUUCACCAUAUUAUGUGUUGGUGUAUUACUCCUUGUCUUUAUUUAUGCAUUGGUUCGAUAUCGAAGAAAUGGCCCAGGAGCCAAAAAGAAAGACAAGAGACGCUAUCGCUAUACUACACUAGCUGAAGGCGAUCAAGAAACGUAA
Trichoplax adhaerens is the source of this 1842-nucleotide messenger RNA. RefSeq lists its product as uncharacterized. Gene Ontology annotation, molecular function: protein binding. The coding region runs from base 1 to 1842 and encodes 613 amino acids. The record is from RefSeq and is a predicted model, not a curated record. Lineage: Eukaryota; Metazoa; Placozoa; Uniplacotomia; Trichoplacea; Trichoplacidae. The transcript is spliced from 4 exons.